AUCACUGGUGAGUAGCCAAUCUUAAAUUACCAAUUUCUAACAGAAGAAGAGGAAAGGGAAAAGCUAGCUAUCUAACUAGGAGCCUGAAAAUGCAGUCAAGACUUGUGCUUGGAUGGGGCUCAAGAGGUGGAGGCAUCAAAAACUCUGCAGGCAGUGCAACUGCUUGUUGUGCCAAGAAGCCGGAGCUGCUGCGUCUUCUCGCCACCAAGACGCCGGACCGAGCCGCCGUUCAUGGCCUUAAGCGGCCUGUCACUCACAAGAUCAUAAACGAGGAAGAAGUAAAAGAGGAGAUAGAGAAAGCGAAACAGGAGAAAGAAGAGAAGAGGAAAGAGGUGGAGAAGACUGUGGAAUCCCAGCUCGACCGCCCCGAUAAAAUCUACCCUCCUAGUUAACUUUUCAUUGCAAUCAUGUUGUAUGAACCUAGAGCUAUAAUAUACUGAGGCUUCUAUUUUUGGUUAUCUGUUUAUAUGCUUAGAAGACUCGAGUUAUUCUUGGAUGCAAUAUUAUCAUACAACUAACACAGCCAGGAUCAGUUCAUACCUUCAUAUAUAUGGUUGCGUUAAAAUAUAACAUGGUUGACAAAAUGUGUAUAAAAUCUAUUUGAGGAAAAAGGAUGCUGCACUUGGCAAUUGAAUGUAACAUAUUACAGACCUGUAAAAUGUAUAGAAUCUAUCUUCAAUAUC
Messenger RNA from Fragaria vesca subsp. vesca, 683 nucleotides. RefSeq lists its product as uncharacterized. NCBI's taxonomy places the organism in Eukaryota, Viridiplantae, Streptophyta, Magnoliopsida, Rosales, Rosaceae. The record is from RefSeq and is a predicted model, not a curated record. Bases 90 to 392 code for a protein of 100 amino acids. The transcript has 2 exons.